Punctularia strigosozonata HHB-11173 SS5 is the source of this 1158-nucleotide messenger RNA. RefSeq lists its product as uncharacterized. Gene Ontology annotation, molecular function: xylosyltransferase activity; glucuronosyltransferase activity. The record is from RefSeq and is a predicted model, not a curated record. The transcript has 5 exons. The coding region runs from base 1 to 1158 and encodes 385 amino acids. Gene Ontology annotation, biological process: protein O-linked glycosylation via mannose. Lineage: Eukaryota; Fungi; Basidiomycota; Agaricomycetes; Corticiales; Punctulariaceae.
AUGUCCACGACUUCUGGAGGCCGCUCUUUGGACGUGCUUGCGAGUAUCCUUUCUGACCCCAACUUCGGUGACCGUGGUGAUCUGGAGAAGCUGCUAUUAGCCAAGGUGUUUUCGCAAUCGAUGCACCCGUCGGAUAUCACUCCCUUCUUCUAUCGCGCGUCAAAAUCCCCACAGAAGGACGACAUCACCAUCACCACCAUUGUGACACCCAACCGCUUGCAGCGGCUCGCGGAUCUGGUUGAUCAUUACCAGGGACCCGUAUCCGCCGCCGUGCAUAUAUCCACCUCAAACGCAACCGCGUGCGCCGAGAUGCUCACCGCAUUACACGGGAUAUACAGAUCGGGAAGCCUUCGGCGUUACUUGGACGUGCACCUCGUCCUGGACCCCUUCGAUCGGCAAUUCAACACCUGGCGUAACAUCGCCCGGCUGUUCGCUCGGACUGACUACGUGAUGCUGCUCGAUGUCGACUUUUGGCUCUGCACCGACUUCGGGUCCGCUCUCAAGAAGCGAGCAAGCAGAGAAGUGGUGGCUAAAUUAGAUGGAGGAAAUGCCGCGUUGGUGAUUCCCGCCUUUGAGUACACGAAACAGGAAGAAGGGCGGGACCCGAGCCUCUUCCCCAGGGACAAAGAGACAUUACUAUCGCUUGUCCGACAAGAACGCCUGGGGAUGUUUCACCGCUCAUGGGCGCCGGGGCACAAUAGCACGGACUAUAAUAGGUACUACGCAGCGCCGCCCGGACAGGUGUAUAGAGUUACCCAAUACCAAGCUGCGUACGAGCCGUACGUCAUAUUCAAGAAAGAUGGCCCCCCUUGGUGCGACGAACGGUUUGUGGGAUACGGCGGCAAUAAAGCUGCUUGCCUCUUCGAGAUGUACAUCUCGGGAAUGUCCUUCUAUGUGCUCGCGGACCACUUCAUUAUUCACCAGAGUCACGCGUACGAAGAAGAGGCCAGACGCGUUGAGCGCAAAUACAAUCGCAAGGUUUACGCCGAUUUCAAAGAGGAGACGUGCAUAAGAUACAUCAGGCGAUUCUAUGAGGAAGGUACACUCGGCGGACCCGAUGGGUACAACGCCCAGUCGGAAUGCACCAAGAUCAAAUCUGUGGUCCGCUUUGUAUCUGAGGUGGAAUAUCUUUUGGGUCAAUCCCACAAAUAUCACUGA